Dioscorea cayenensis subsp. rotundata (Guinea yam) is the source of this 504-nucleotide messenger RNA. RefSeq lists its product as uncharacterized. The transcript has a single exon. The record is from RefSeq and is a predicted model, not a curated record. Bases 113 to 421 code for a protein of 102 amino acids. Lineage: Eukaryota; Viridiplantae; Streptophyta; Magnoliopsida; Dioscoreales; Dioscoreaceae.
UUUAUAUAUACUUCUCUUCUUCCUCUCAAUCUCUUCUCACCCCCUCAAAAAUUCCCAUUUCCUUUUGGUUUUUUUUUUAAUCUCAUCUCCAGAUCCAACAAAGAGGGUAGGCAUGGCUACCGAAGCGGCUUCCGGGCCGCUUCGGUGCCUCUUCGACGCCUCCCUCUCCGCCUUCGACUCCGACGUCCGCCGCCGUCCCUACCACCGCAACUGCGGCUGCGCCCUCCACCACUCCGCCUCCUGCUCCUCCUCCUCCUCCUCCUCCUCCCGCCUCUCUUACCCGAUCCACCGCUCCUGGGUGCCUUUAUCCAUGUCCGCCUCCGAUCUGGCCUCCUCCUCUUCAUCUUUCCUUCCGAUCUUCCUUGCCGGAGAGAAAGAUGGCUUUUCCGGUGAUCGCCGCAUCGAGGGUCUGGAUGAGUAAACAGUAAUCUGUUGUCUUUGCUGUUCUUAUUAUCUUGUUUGUACUCUUUUGAGAAGAUAAAAAAGACUUUUUUUGGGGGGAAA